Messenger RNA from Manihot esculenta (cassava), 1164 nucleotides. RefSeq names its product SPX domain-containing protein 1. The coding region runs from base 115 to 996 and encodes 293 amino acids. The record is from RefSeq and is a predicted model, not a curated record. The transcript has 3 exons. NCBI's taxonomy places the organism in Eukaryota, Viridiplantae, Streptophyta, Magnoliopsida, Malpighiales, Euphorbiaceae. Gene Ontology annotation, biological process: cellular response to phosphate starvation.
CUUCUCCUUCUCUAUUCUCUCACCUUUUUUUUUCCUUUACUUUCCUUCAUACUUUCUCACCCACCAAACACUCGCAAACCCCUCUUUUUCCACUGUACUUUACAAACAAACACCAUGAAGUUUGGCAAGAGCCUCAGCAACCAGAUCGAGGAGACCUUACCUGAAUGGCGAGACAAGUUUCUCUCCUACAAGGAGCUCAAGAAGAGAUUGAAGCUUAUAGAGCCUAACAAAGGCGGAGAUAGGCCUACCAAACGCCCCAGAUUGGGCGACGGAGAUUCAAGUAUUGAUGGCGCUGCAGGAGGAGACAAUAAAGAUGCCAUGACAAAAGAGGAGAUCGAUUUCAUUAAACUCUUGGAGGAUGAGCUCGAGAAAUUCAACACCUUCUUUGUGGAGAUGGAGGAGGAGUAUAUCAUCAGAUUGAAGGAGCUGCAAGAUAGAGUAGCAAAGGCAAAAGAUUCAAACGAAGAGAUUAUAAAAAUAAGGAAGGAGAUCGUCGACUUCCAUGGAGAGAUGGUUUUGCUGGAGAAUUAUAGUGCUCUUAACUACACAGGAUUAGUAAAAAUACUAAAGAAGUAUGACAAAAGAACUGGCGCUCUCAUUCGGCUGCCCUUCAUCCAGAAGGUCUUGCAACAGCCGUUCUUCACCACAGACCUUCUUUACAAGCUCGUGAAAGAGUGCGAGACAAUGCUUGAUCGCCUUUUCCCAAAAUACGAACCACCAUCUUCGGUUGAAGCAGUUGAUGGGGAUGAAGGAUGCGAUCCUUCAACUUCUACAACCACCAAGAAUGAUGAUCUGCUCAGAGUACCCAAGGAACUUGCAGAGAUUGAACAUAUGAAGAGCUUGUACAUGAAGAGCACCAUUUCGGCGUUGAGAGUUUUGAAGGAAAUUCGGAGCGGAAGCUCUACUGUUAGUGUAUUUUCAUUGCCACCGCUGCAGUUGGGUGCUUUGGAUGAUACUUGGAAGAAGGUUCCCAUUCUGGAACAGGAGGCCAAGUAAUUGGAUAUUGAGAAAAGGAAAUAGGAGACCAUCAUAUCACGUUGUUUGUUUUGUUAUUUUAUUUUCUUACCUUACUGCAUAUUUUAUGCAUGUUUUAGAUGCUAACACAGAUGUAAAAUGUUUAAUUCGAGCUGGAAUGAAUAUUAUAUAAAGCAAAAUUUGGUAAAA